UAUCGCUUUACAGUCCCUUUACUGCGCUUAAUCUGGAAGCUCCUUUAAUGGCUGACGAUUUCAAAAUUAGGGUUAGCAAGGCCUUUGGCUCUCUGUUUCAGUCCUUGCCUUCUCUCUCUUCAUUAUCUCCCCAAGCCUGGUCUCUGAGCGAUGACGCUGUUGAGAAGCGAGAAUGGAGCAGGGAUGAACCAGACGAAGCAAGGGAAAAUAUUCCUUGUUCUUCUUUCUUUGAUGAAGUCUCAGGCCGUGAAAGGCGGAGAAUAGAUAGAAAAGCUAGGGUUUCUCGUGAUGCGAUUGAAGAUGAUCUUGAAGCUAUUGAUGAGGAGGAAAUGGGAGAGGCAUCAAAGGGUUGUGAUGAGGAGGAGUAUCGGGCAUUGCAGAAGGACAUUGGACGGGAUUCCACUCUUGAUCGAGAGGAUGAAGAAGAUGAAUUUGACAGAGUUGCAGUUGGUAGGGAAAAUGCAAGUGAGCGUCUUUACAUGAGAGAUGUUACAGACACCAAACCUCAUAUAAAUUCUCACAACGAAGGUAACAUCACGAGGCAUCCUCAAGCCAAUCACUUUGCCGCAAAAAAGAGGCUUAAAGAAGAUGAUGACGAGGCUGCAAGAGAGAGAGUCAAAAAAAAUAAAGAUGGGGUCCAUGAUAUGGAGGAUGACACACAUAAGCCAGAAAAAGAGACCAAACAAACAGUUGAGACCAUGGAUACUCAACCUGAAAAUACUAAAGAAGCAGUGGAGGUGAAACCCAUCUUGAAGAGGCAGAGAGAUCAGGCCAAUCCCGAGUCAAGAAAACGUGUUCGUUUCGAUCCAAACUGCAAACUAGAUCUCAGCCCCUCCAAUGAAAAUACUGAUGUAGGAGAAACAACUUUAACGACAAAAACAAGUGAAGUGAGAGAAACAAGCUCUUCCAAUUAUACUGAUGCCCGAGUAGUUCCCGAUUACAUCCGCAACCCCUCAAAAUAUAUUCACUACACUCUAGACUGGUCAAACCAGGAUGAUGAAAACUCAAACCUCAAUGCUUUUCAAGAGACUGUUAACUUAUCAAGCAGUGAAGGAAACUGUGAAGCUUACUCCAUGAAAUCUCCUGUUCCUGUGACUUUCAUGCCUAAGAAGAAGAUGGGUAAUGCAAAAGCUAUGAAGGAAAGCUCUGAUACAAGGAGUGAAUCAGAAGGAGGGUUUGCUUGUCCUGUUGCUAUUGCAGCUAGUGAUACAGGAGAAAGUGAGGUGUGCUCAAUGGAGGAGGAUGAAAUGGAGGUAGAGAGAGAGAGGACGCAAAGAGGAGAACGCCGGUAUAGGUCUAAGGUGAGCUCUGAUGUCUCUGUUCUUGAUUGACCGUGUUCAAGGUUAAGUGUUUAUGGAUUGGAUGGAUUGCCACAAUCUGCUCCUUUUAGCUUGGAUCUUUAUGAAUUUUUGUGGGAAUAUUUGGGUUUCUACUCAUUGCUGGGGUUUGAGCUGAAGUUAUGAAUGGAGUUUUUGGGUUUUCUAAAAGGCUCUGAAAGAAGUAAAAUAUUGUGUACAUAUAGUGAGCAUGUAUAUGAAUCAGGCCAGACAUUAUGCGGUUGUGGUUCUUUUUCAAAUUUGUGUCAAAGAUGAAAUCUGAAUAUUUUACAUUUAUAUAAUAUAAAUCUGUUCUCAGACA
Amborella trichopoda is the source of this 1638-nucleotide messenger RNA. RefSeq lists its product as uncharacterized. NCBI's taxonomy places the organism in Eukaryota, Viridiplantae, Streptophyta, Magnoliopsida, Amborellales, Amborellaceae. The record is from RefSeq and is a predicted model, not a curated record.